Messenger RNA from Diaporthe citri, 456 nucleotides. RefSeq lists its product as uncharacterized. Gene Ontology annotation, molecular function: RNA binding; structural constituent of ribosome. The transcript has 4 exons. Bases 1 to 456 code for a protein of 151 amino acids. Gene Ontology annotation, biological process: translation; ribosomal small subunit assembly. The record is from RefSeq and is a predicted model, not a curated record. Lineage: Eukaryota; Fungi; Ascomycota; Sordariomycetes; Diaporthales; Diaporthaceae. Gene Ontology annotation, cellular component: ribosome; cytosolic small ribosomal subunit.
AUGGGUGGCGGUAUCUCUGUUCGCGAUGUUGAUUCGCACAAGUUCAUCAACGCAUACGCUGCGUUCCUGAAGCGUCAGGGCAAGCUGCCCAUUCCCGGUUGGGUUGAUACGGUCAAGACUGGCCCCGCCAAGGAGAUGCCUCCCCAGGACAUCGACUGGUUCUACGUCCGUGCCGCCGCUGUCGCCCGCGCCGUCUACCUGCGCAAGACCAUCGGUGUUGGCCGUCUCCGCAAGAUCCACGGAACCGCCAAGAACCGUGGCGCCCGCCCCUCCAAGCACGUCAACGCCUCUGGCUCCGUCGACCGCAAGGUCCUGCAGUCCCUCGAGAAGAUCAACAUUGUCGAGAUCGACGAGGAGAAGGGCGGCCGCCGCAUCACCCAGGCCGGCCAGCGUGAUCUGGACCGCAUUGCUGCCCAGACCGUUGCCGCUGAGGACGAGGAGGAGGAUGACGAGUAA